AUGUUAGAUCGGGAAAAUCAGAGGAGCUGGAUCCGUGCGCAUUUGGAUCGAGUUGAGUGUCAUUCCCACGCGGCAGAAGUGCUUGCAAAGCACAGCCAAAAGCGGACAGUCGACUCAAACUCAGCACUCUCUCAAAGUGGAGACUCUCGGCACCCUUGCAUUCACGUCAGUCUCUUCCAUCAUCCCAUUACUUUGCUCUAUCGGUACCGCGUCCUCGCAACCAUGGAUACCGAAGAGGACACCUUCACCUCGGUCACCUGGGAGAACCGUGACACAUCCUCAGGCUCACAACCUACCUUCUCAACCACUCCCUCCUUCUCCAACAGCAAUGCCAUCGCAGGUCCAUCUCACUUGGGCGCAUCUUCUUCCGCCAAUGCGCUGGCACGAGACGUCCACGCUUCCGACGAUCCCGCACAGCUCUCGUGGGCUGGCUAUCUGAUGGUCCAGGUCGUAGAACCACGCAAGGAGCUCGAAGGUCAAAAGGAUGCUUUCAUCAGCUACGGCAUCCGUGCAGAGACCAACCUCCCGCACUUCUCACGCACAUACAUGGCCACCCGUCGUCGCUUCAACGACUUCACUUUCCUUCGCGAAGGUCUCAAACGCGACUUCCCCGCGUGCGUCGUUGCGCCGCUGCCGGACAAGCAUCGUCUCGAGUAUCUGACAGGAGACCGUUUCAGCCCCGAGUUCAUCGAGAGGCGCACCCAGGACCUUCAGCUCUUCCUCGAACGCAUCUGCCGUCAUCCAACACUGCAACGCAGCCAGCUGCUUCGCAACUUCCUCGAGAGCUCAGAAUGGCAGGUCGACAUGCACGCGCACAACUCGUCCCACAGCGGCACCAACUCUGCAGCCGGCGCUUCCACCCUCGUUUCUGGAUCGCAGGUUGAAAACGCAGGUCCACCUAGCUUGCUAGACAGCCUCAGCGAUCACUUUCUCAACGCAUUUUCCAAAGUACGCAAGCCCGACGAACGGUUCGAAGAGAUCAGAGAGAGCAUCGACAAGCUCGAAGAAGGGCUGGCUGGAACAGAGCGCGUGCUCUCUCGCAACAGGAAUCGCAUAGCUGCUCUGCCGUUUGGCGACGUCUAUGCUCCCCAACUCGGAACCGGCCUCGAAGAUCUUUCCACCGACUACGAGGAUUUCGCCACGAGCAUCGAAGGCCUCGGGUAUUUGGAGAGCGGGAUCACCGAGCCGUUGAACAAGUUUGCCGCUGCGAUGCUCGAGUUUGCUCGGUUGGAGAGGGUUACUUCUGCAAAGUCGACGGAUGCGAUGCUUUCGCAGAUGCAAGCGUUGCUCUCGUACGCCAGGUCGCACAAAUCCGUCCUCAAGUUGAGGGAUACCAAGCAGGUGGAUUUCGAAGAACUUACAGACUACCUGUCCGGAGUCGUGUCGGAACGUGAUCGUCUGGCCUCCCUGUCAUCGCCGUACGGUGCGGGUCAUGGUCAUGGAGGUGUACGAGGUGCCGGCAUCUCUGGCUACCUCAAGGACAAGGUGGACCAUCUUAGGGGUGUGGAUGAGGAGAGGACGAGAGUCGGAAGAAUGCAGAGGUUGGAUGGAAAGAUCAAAGAGUUGCAGGAUGCGGUGACCAGCGCACACGAUACAAGUCAGGCGUUCAAUGGAGAGGUGAUGGUCGAGAAUCGCAUCUUCCAUCUGGCCAAGGAGCAGGAGUUGAAGGAUGUGCUGGCUACGCAUGCGGAUGGUCAGAUCGAGCUGUACGAGGGUCUGGUGGGGGUGUUUGAUCAGUUGAUCCCGCAGUUGGAGAGGAUCAGGGUCGGGUAG
Messenger RNA from Pseudozyma hubeiensis SY62, 1773 nucleotides. RefSeq lists its product as hypothetical. Gene Ontology annotation, cellular component: phagophore assembly site. Gene Ontology annotation, biological process: cytoplasm to vacuole targeting by the Cvt pathway; autophagy. The record is from RefSeq and is a predicted model, not a curated record. Bases 1 to 1773 code for a protein of 590 amino acids. The transcript is spliced from 3 exons. Gene Ontology annotation, molecular function: phosphatidylinositol binding. Lineage: Eukaryota; Fungi; Basidiomycota; Ustilaginomycetes; Ustilaginales; Ustilaginaceae.